Messenger RNA from Dinoponera quadriceps, 1122 nucleotides. RefSeq lists its product as uncharacterized. Bases 396 to 1097 code for a protein of 233 amino acids. The transcript is spliced from 5 exons. Lineage: Eukaryota; Metazoa; Arthropoda; Insecta; Hymenoptera; Formicidae. The record is from RefSeq and is a predicted model, not a curated record.
AACGCCAGCGUGCUGCUCUCGCUGCACUCUCUGCACUCUCCAGCGGUCUCCGAGCGCGAGAGAAAGAGGAAGAUGAUAUGUUUUCAGCUAAACUGGCUACAUUAGUUUAAGAAAUGUAUAUUGAAGCGUAUAAAAUACGUACGUACAUGAUUUCCAUACGUUUAAUAUGCGUAAAUUUCUCGAAUUAGUGCAGCCAGUUCGGUUAAAAGAAACGGACCAAUUAGAUCACUUCGUUUAUCUUCAGUUCAAUAUGGAGGUAUAAGCGGCGGUACGUUACGCUGCGAAGGACAAAUUUCUGAUCGUUUUUCUUUUUUUACGUUGUACGACGAUCAUAGUACGAUAACACUUGGUGGUUUUUUCUUCAGUAUUUCGCGCUCUGCUUCGAAAUUUUCAUCAUGUACCUGAUAUACCGCUUAUUCAACAGCGUGAUAUUCGCGAUGCUGAACGUGACCGUCGUGUUGUACAUUUGUCAACGGUUUUUCCGAGUGAUGAGAGAACAUUAUCAGAUCAUGGCUGAGGCGGAGAGAUUCAAUACGAUCAUUUCCGAGUCGCGUGCGACGCUUGCUUAUAUCGGCUCGAAAGUGUCCGCGGGAAUGGAUCAGCUGAAAGAAGACAUCGCCAAGGAAUUGUUCAUCACUGAUCAUUUGACGAGGCUUAGCUCGAAAGUAGGUCUGUUGAUGCAACGUUACUCUGAACUGGAAGAGGAACUGAUCGAGCUCGUGCGAAUGGGCCACAACACGAAGAGCGUGCGGAUCGAGACGCCCGUUGACAUUAAUGAGGAGGUGAGGAACAUCCUCACGGCGGCGAGGAGGAAGCAAUCGUCGCAAUCGGAGCAUCCGCGUACGCCGAAGAAGCUGCGGAUAUCGACCGCCACUUCCGGGACGACGAGGGACCCUCCUCCACUGCAGAGCACCAUCGCCGAGUUCAUCGCGUCGCAAUCGUACGAUCUCUGCGAUCUCUCGCACGUAACGACGUCGGAGAGACAGGAACGACCACGUACGCCCGUUUAUCCGGAAGUGCAGCUGCUGAACAACGCCCGACCGGCAGCCGAUGCGAAGCCCAUUGGCUUCCGGCCGUCGUGGAAGUGCGAGGCUUGAGUCGAUUCCCGGAGUAAGUCACCUC